UCUCUAAUUUUUAUCAUCUUUUGUUUUUUUUUCAGCUAAAAUUGACAGCAAAAACAUGGCACCGUGUUUUUAUGAGACAUGCCUGCAGUUUAUAGCCCAGAAAAUAACCAUACGUGAUGAGGACAGAGAGGUGUACUUGAAAGAUUUCGACAUUAUACGAGACUAUAUCUUGAAUGGCAUGCGUGAAGUGGACAGUGUUUUUAAUAGUCUCUAUAAAGGACCAAGCUUGUUUGGUAGCUACUCAAAUAAUGUGCGUAUCAAGUAUCCCAGCGAAUUCGAUGUAAUAUUCAAGCUCAGUAUACCUUAUUCAUCAUAUAUUAAUGUGGAGGAGGAUGAAGAUCGUCCCGGUUUUGUCAACUUAGAUUUUGAAGAGCUUAUGGAAGAGCUCUACAAUUGCAACGGUUAUAAUGAUGUAUAUAAUCACAUGUGUGACCUUGUUGAUCAGAAUAACCAAUACUUAAAUCGUUCGAGACUGCAAACCUGGCUUAAAGGUGUUAUGGAAGAUUGCUUGGAUACGAAUGGUGAUCGUGUGCGCGGCAAUUGGGGUGAUAUCUAUACAUUGAUAUAUACAAAACGUGGACUAGCACAUACAAUAUAUGCUAAAUGUGCUAGACGCACAAUUUCGAUUGACUUCGUGCCGGGUAUUUGCUUCGGCACUGCUGAUUGGAUCGACGUCAGAUAUGGUCCUAAAUUCAGGUAUAAAUGUGAACAAUGGUACGCCGUUCCGAAGCCAACACCAGGGCCAUAUGAAACGCGUUGUUAUGCCUUUAUGGUAUGUAAUCCCAAAGUAGAGCACGAUCUUUUAUUGGGAAAUCAGAAUUUGAAAGUAGUCUUUCGUCUUUUAAAAUCGUUGCGUAAUGCAUACGGCAUGCGUUGUUUAAAGAGUUACUUUAUAACGACUACUUUUCUCUGGGAAAUCGAAAUACAGAAUAAGAAUUUCUGGAACAACCCAUUACAUAUCAUACUUGAACAUAUGCUUGAAACUUUGGCCACUGACUUUGAAAAUGAAUGGUUGCCAUUCUUUUGGAAUAAAGAACUUAAUCUCUUGGAUAACUUAAGCCAAGAUGAUGUAGAAGAUUGUGCCUAUAAACUACGAAAAGCCUAUAAUACGUUAAGACAAUAUAAAUUCGCACCUAAUCUUACCUACAAGCGCUGUCUAACUCAUUUCGAGGUCCCAUAAAUUGUGGUUUUGCCAAGUUGGAGCCUAUCUAAGAUGACAAAGAUAUCCUUAAUUUUGAUACUAAAUAACUUAGCUUUUCAAAACAUACAUAGAUACAUAAUGAAUAUUCAUAUGCAUUUAUCUACAUUAAUAUGUUUAUAUCAUAUAUUUGAAAACUUGAAUUAUUUUUUGAAAUAAAAUAAAUAUUUUAUAAAAAAAA
Bactrocera dorsalis (oriental fruit fly) is the source of this 1379-nucleotide messenger RNA. Its product is annotated as cyclic GMP-AMP synthase-like receptor. The record is from RefSeq and is a predicted model, not a curated record. Bases 56 to 1180 code for a protein of 374 amino acids. The transcript is spliced from 4 exons. Lineage: Eukaryota; Metazoa; Arthropoda; Insecta; Diptera; Tephritidae.